Hemiscyllium ocellatum (epaulette shark) is the source of this 731-nucleotide messenger RNA. Its product is annotated as muscular LMNA-interacting protein-like. The transcript has 5 exons. The record is from RefSeq and is a predicted model, not a curated record. Bases 102 to 731 code for a protein of 209 amino acids. Lineage: Eukaryota; Metazoa; Chordata; Chondrichthyes; Orectolobiformes; Hemiscylliidae.
GGAGCAAACAAGCAGGAGGCAGAAACUUCCACUAGUAAGACAUUUUUAAUUCGCUGCUGGAUCUUAUAAUUAUUAAGAAGCAAGUCGAGAGGUGUUCUGCAAUGAAGUCAGCGCUGGGCAGUGAAGGCUAUGCUGUGAGAUCCACGCCGAGUCCUCAAGUUACAGAGCAGGUCCAUGUUAAUGAAACAGCUCAACCCCUGGCUUUCACAUUUAUACCAUCUGUUCGAAGACUUCCUGUUCACAUUCAGGUCAUCAAUACCACCAGAUCCUCACCUUGUCCUAGAAAGCAACAAAAAGCAUCCUCAAUAAUGAAUGAGACUUUGCAUAUCACUGAAGAACUGCCCUCAGCUGAUGUUACGAUAACAGAUACCAUUGAUAGAAGAACUCCUGUGCAACAGGCGGAGAUAAGCCAAAGCUGGUCGAAUAAGGGAGGGGAUGUUCCUGCUGAAGAAUCUGGAUCGUUAGAAGGGAUUUUCAAAGCUGAACUUGUAUUCUUAGCAGAUUCAUAUGGAACUGAUAGGGAUUGUUACUCAGGAGAAAAUGAAGCAGAAGUCGAUCUUUCAACAAAAAAAUUACCUUUGUCAAGUCUGUCUCCAAAUUCAUUUGUUGAUGACAAGAAUGGCUCUAUUCAAAAAGAGCUAGAAGUAUAUGAAUCAAAGUCCCCUAUGUUACAAGAUGCUGAGCAGAAAAUGAACAGGGCUCUUCAAGAGCCAUUCUUUCAGGCAAGAUAA